This is a messenger RNA of Loxodonta africana (African savanna elephant), 5862 nucleotides long. RefSeq names its product solute carrier family 26 member 9 (gene SLC26A9). Gene Ontology annotation, biological process: transmembrane transport. Gene Ontology annotation, cellular component: plasma membrane. Gene Ontology annotation, molecular function: sulfate transmembrane transporter activity; bicarbonate transmembrane transporter activity; chloride transmembrane transporter activity. Lineage: Eukaryota; Metazoa; Chordata; Mammalia; Proboscidea; Elephantidae. The coding region runs from base 579 to 2945 and encodes 788 amino acids. The transcript is spliced from 20 exons. The record is from RefSeq and is a predicted model, not a curated record.
CCAGCGGACCAUCUUGAAUUCCCCAACACACCAUUGUCCCCUGGGGAAACCUGUUGGUGAAGUCCUAGACAUCUUGUUCAAGAAGGGUUCUCCUGAGGUCACCUCAGCCAUCCCCCUGCCUAAAGGGAGGCUGUUUUGUGUUUCUUCCUAUGGUAUGAGCCUUUCUGCCAGGGAAGAUGAGGUCUGGGGAGGGAGAGUGGCUUGCAGGGGCUCCAAGGGUCCCGUGGGGGGAGGAUCCACGUGCUGAGUCCCAGACCUGGCAUUCCCACCUCUUUCUCGCUGGCAUUCAGCGGGGGUGAUGGUGAUGUCACAGUGUGGUGUGCUGGGCUCCAAGCAAAACAGACAGGGCGAGCAUGUGCAUCAUCAGUACCUGGGAAGGAAGGUCACCAGGAGAAGUGAGUCUGGUGGAAAGACUUGAAAGAGGGAAGGGAGGCACCUAGCCAGAUGGGGGCGGGGAAGACCAGGAUAAAACUGCUGUAGCGAGGACCAGAGGGAGAAGGCCCAAGCUGGCACUGGGGAGGGGUGCCCCUUCACCAUCCCCAACUCUGCUUCUCCCAAAGCUUGUCAAUCCCCCAGACAUGAACCAGCCCAGGCCCCGCUACGUGGUAGACAGAGCAGCAUACUCCCUCACCCUCUUUGAUGAUGAGUUUGAGAAGAAGGACCGGACGUACCCAGUGGGAAAGAAACUUCGCGAUGCCUUCAGAUGUUCCUCAGCCAAGAUCAAAACUGUGGUGUUUGGGCUGUUUCCUGUGCUUUCCUGGCUCCCCAAGUACAAGAUCAAAGACUACAUCAUCCCUGACCUGCUUGGCGGACUCAGUGGUGGAUGUAUCCAGGUCCCACAAGGCAUGGCAUUUGCUCUGCUGGCCAACCUUCCCGCAGUCAAUGGCCUCUACUCGUCUUUCUUCCCCCUGCUGACCUACUUCUUCCUGGGCGGCGUGCACCAGAUGGUGCCAGGUACCUUUGCCGUUAUCAGCAUCCUGGUGGGUAACAUCUGUCUGCAGCUGGCCCCAGAGUCGAAAUUUCGGGUCUUCAACAACGCCACCAAUGAGAGCUACGUGGACACGGCGGCCAUGGAGGCAGCAAGGCUGCAUGUGUCAGCCACACUAGCCUGCCUGACUGCCAUCAUCCAGAUGGGUCUGGGCUUCAUGCAGUUCGGCUUUGUGGCCAUCUACCUCUCUGAGUCCUUCGUCAGGGGCUUCAUGACGGCUGCCGGCCUGCAGAUCCUGAUCUCAGUGCUCAAAUAUGUCUUUGGACUGACCGUCCCCUCCUACGCAGGCCCAGGGGCCAUUGUCUUUACCUUCAUUGACAUUUGCAAAAACCUCCCCAACACCAACAUGGCAUCGCUCAUCUUCGCCCUCAUCAGCGGCGUCUUCCUGGUGCUGGUGAAGGAGCUGAACGCUCGCUACAUGCACAAGAUCCACUUCCCCAUCCCCACGGAGAUGAUUGUGGUAGUGGUGGCGACGGCUAUCUCUGGGAGCUAUAAGAUGCCCAAAAAGUACCACAUGCAGAUCGUGGGAGAGAUUCAACGUGGGUUCCCCACUCCAGUGUCACCUGUGGUUUCUCAGUGGAAGGACAUGAUUGGCACAGCCUUCUCUCUAGCCAUCGUGAGCUACGUGAUCAACCUGGCUAUGGGCCGGACCCUGGCCAACAAACAUGGCUAUGACGUGGAUUCUAAUCAGGAAAUGAUCGCCCUGGGCUGCAGCAACUUCUUUGGCUCCUUCUUUAAAAUCCAUGUCAUCUGCUGUGCUCUCUCCGUCACCCUGGCUGUGGAUGGAGCUGGAGGAAAAUCCCAGGUGGCAAGCCUCUGUGUGUCGCUGGUGGUGAUGAUCACUAUGCUGGUCCUGGGGUCCUAUUUGUCCCCUCUCCCCAAGUCUGUGCUAGGAGCCUUGAUAGCUGUCAACCUCAAGAACUCCCUCAAGCAACUCACUGACCCUUACUAUCUGUGGAGGAAGAACAAGCUGGACUGCUGCGUCUGGGUGGUGAGCUUCCUCGCCUCCUUUUUCCUGAGCCUGCCAUAUGGUGUGGCAGUGGGCGUCGCCUUCUCUGUUCUGGUUGUGGUCUUCCAGACCCAGUUUCGAAAUGGCUGUGCUCUGGCCCAGGUUAUGGACACUGACAUUUAUGUGAAUCCCAAGACCUACAAUAGGGUCCGGGAGACUGCAGGGGUUAAGAUCGUCACUUACUGCUCCCCCCUCUACUUUGCCAACUCAGAGAUCUUCAGGCAAAAAGUUAUUGCCAAGACAGGUGUGGACCCCCAGAAAGUAUUACUGGCCAAGCAAAAAUACCUCAAGAAGCAGGAGAUGGGGAGAAAGAUGCCCACCCAACACAAGAAAUCUCUAUUCAUGAAAACCAAGACUGUCUCCCUGCAGGAGCUCCAGCAGGACUUUGAGAACGCCUCUCCCACUGACCCCAACAACAACCAGAAGCCCACUAACGGUGCCAGCGUAUCCUACAUCACCUUCAGCCCUGACACCUCCUCAGGUGCCCACUGUGAGCUACCAGCCUCAGCUGAGUCCCCCAGUGACACCCUGGCCAGUGUCCCACCCUUUGUCACCUUCCAUACCCUCAUCCUCGACAUGAGUGGAGUCAGCUUUGUGGACCUCAUGGGCAUCAAAGCCCUGGCCAAGUUGGGCUCCACCUUCGGGAAGAUCGGUGUGAAGGUCUUCUUGGUGAACAUUCAUGCCCAGGUGUACAACGACAUUAGCCAUGGAGGUGUCUUUGAAGACGGGGGUCUAGAGCGCAGCCACAUCUUCCCUAGCAUACAUGAUGCAGUCCUCUUUGCCCAGGCAGGCACCAGAGAUGUGGCCCCAGGACACAGCUUCCAAGGGGCUCCAGUGGACCCCGAGCUCUCUUUGUACGAUUUAGAGGAAGACAGCCCCAGCUACUGGAACUUGGAGCAGGAAAUGUUUGGGAGCAUGUUUCACACAGAGACUCUGACUGCCCUGUGAGGACCCGGCUGGUUCCCAAGCUACCUCCACAGUGCCUGGCACCUGGGACUUGAUGGAGGGUGAGCACAGAGCCGCAGGGAGUGGCGGGUAGGAGAGACUGCAUUCACCAGGACUUUGGCUCCUCUCUACCCAACUCCUCCUCCUCUUCUCUCCUUCCCCUGCCUCCCUCCUGGCAUCUCUAGAAAAAGCCAAUCUCAGCAGCAUGGAGAGACUGCUCUUACAGGAGUAAGGGCCUGGGAACCCAUCUCUCCACCCUACCCCUGAUCAUCAGGGACCUGGCCAGCUGUGAGCAAGCUUCCUGCCCCCUCCACUGCACCCACCCAGGCCCUGCCUGUGACAGCUGACAGAAUCCUGAACUUCUAGGGUUCUAGAGUGAGCCAAGAACAGAAGAGAAAGCAUGACUGUGCUGACUUGGAGCAUAAGCCUUGACGGUAUCCUUGGACCUGUGUGACUUGGCGGUGGAGGAUGUCAAGCUGCCACAGGGUACAGGUACCCUGGCUGCAGCCAUGGGGAUUCAUAACCACCAGGCACUGAAGUUGGUUAGGACUCUGUGGCUUACCCCCUCCAGCUGCCCCAACGGUUCCCCUGGCAGCUCCUCACCUCUGGAGCCACAUCCUCCCCACCAGCCUGGAGACUCUGUCCCUUUCCUCUUCACCCCAAGGCUGCUGAGACCUCCACUGCGAUGUAGCACAUACACUCUAGCUUGGGGAGUGGCCAGAGUCCUCAAGACCACCAGAGCUAUCUCUCCAGGGCCAGCCCCCACAAGGCAGCUGUCUCAGCCUCCUGAAAUAUUAACGGUGCCCCUGCCCUCAGGGGCCACACCUUCCUCUGGAGGCUGGGUAAAAACCAAAACCAAACCCACUGCCGUCGAGUCGGUUCCGACUCAUAGCGACCCUAUAGGACACGGUAGAACAGCCCUGUAGAGUUUCCAAGGAGUGGCAGGUGGACUGGAACUGCCAACCUUUUGUUUAGCAGCCGUAACUCUUAACAACUACGCCACCAGGGAGGCUGGGUAAGAGGAACCCAAAAAGGGAGAAAAUUCUGCCACUGGCAGAAUCCUCUGGCAACCUACCAAUAGUUACCAGUCAUUUUGCACAAAGGCUUUUGGAAAUCCCUCUUUGUACCUGAAAGUGCCAACCCAGGGCAAGCUGGUGGGAGCUGGGUUCUAACAGUUCCCCUGACCUCAGGACCCAUCAGGGAAAUGUCUCCUCUCCUCAGAAAAUCUGCCUUUGACUUCACUUGGGAAAGACCCAAUCAUUUGGCUUAUCAGCUCCUGACCCAGGACCGCCUUCCAAAGAGGAUGCCCUCUAGGGACCAGCUGAGUCCCCACCUGGGUGCAGACCAUGGAGAGGGGCUGAUCCAGGUGGGGGGCUUGCUCCUCAGGGAUUCCCUAACAAACUCAGGACCUGGGGCCAUCAACUUCUAGGAAAUCCGAGAAUAGAGGUCAAGUUCUCUAUGUAUAGGGAGGGAACUAGAAGAAACCCCAUUGUUAACUUGAAAAUAAAUAGGUUCUACGUGCAAGCGUUUUGUAAAAUUUCCAUGCAAAUCCACAGAAAACCUUCUGGCCUCUCCCCACUGCUUCUCCCAAUCUCCUUCAACUUAACGGCCCGUGCCUUAUCAGGUUGGGCUGACCCAGCCUGGAAAAAGUGGCCCAUUCCUACCUUCUGCCUGACCUGUAUUGUAUGUCUGCGUGUUGAGUGAACCAGUCUGCUAGCAAGUCUUCUAACAGGAGUGGGUACUGGCAAAGGGCCAACACAUUCUUGGCCUAAGAGUAUUGCUUCUCUCUGAAUUCAUUAUGCCAUCUGGCUGCCAAUGGAACUCAAAACUUGGAAACGGAAGACAAUGUUAUCUGGGAUUCACCAUGCCCAGCACCCAAAGUGCAGAUUCCAGGAGGACAAGAACUUUAGCCAAUGACAACUCACCCUCCCCUACUCCACCUCCUUCAAAGUCCAGCUGAGGCCCAGGAGUCGGCGGUAGGUCACAGAGUCUCCAGACAUUCCAAGUCAGAGGCCCCCUUUGAGCCAAGUAUCUAGACUUCUUCAGGACUUGAUGAAGUGACCAUUAACCCCUAGGCCAGCCCCGGAAUUAAAGGGGCUUUUUGAUUCAUGACAUGGAGUCGGUCAGGGCUUAGGGGGAAUCUUACAACAUGCCCAAGGGUAUAAAGUACUUACAGAGCUCACUGUAGAGGUAAGAUUGGAAGCACAUGGGGCAGAGGAGAGACAUCAAAGAAAACUUCACUGCUGGAAUAUUUUGGAAAGAACACAAACAAAUUCACAUAGACCACUCUUCUGGACAUGAUAGAGGCAGGAGGAGGGAGCAAUAUAGUAAAAGAAUCCAGAAUUUCAAUGCUUUUGAAUGUUCUUACUGAUACUAACCUGUGAUGACGUUGUUCCUGGGGCUGACCGGGACUCUUGAGAUAUUUGUGUAAUUUAUUUAAUUUAAAUGCCAUUCUUCUUUUGCUCAUUUUGGUAAUAAAGUGGUUUUGAAAUGUGAAUCAAUGGUGUGUUUGAGUGGUUUUGUGGAGAGGCAAAAAAGAACCACCCCCACGUAGUCUUGAUUAGUGCUAUCCCGAUGAGGGGGGAGCAAAGAGGAUAUAAGAUCUCUUCAUGAGUCUCCCAGCUCCCGUCUAGCUAUUAGACACUCCUGGGAGUGAAGAAGCUUCCAGGACCCAGCUAAAGAGCCUUUAAAGGUGUGGGAAAUGAGACGGGCCUGAGGGAUCCACGUACUCGGGAUCGGUUCCCAGAGUCAGCUCUGGCUUUUAUGGCUAUGUUGUCAUUAUUAAUCAGCUCCAAUGGUGACUUUAUAUAUAACAGAACAAAAUAUUGCCCAGUCGUGUGCCAUCUUCAUGAUCAUUGGUAUAUUCUAGUUCAUUGUUCUGGCUAUUGGGUCAAUCUAUCUCCUUGAGUGUUUCCCUCAU